This is a messenger RNA of Harpegnathos saltator (Jerdon's jumping ant), 1933 nucleotides long. RefSeq names its product RuvB-like helicase 2 rept (gene rept). The record is from RefSeq and is a predicted model, not a curated record. The transcript is spliced from 7 exons. The coding region runs from base 336 to 1718 and encodes 460 amino acids. Gene Ontology annotation, molecular function: ATP binding; ATP-dependent activity, acting on DNA; ATP hydrolysis activity. Lineage: Eukaryota; Metazoa; Arthropoda; Insecta; Hymenoptera; Formicidae.
AUGUGUAUAGUCUUUUGCCGGUUCCCGAGGCUGGUGGACGUGGUUUUGUCGUUACGGAACUACGCGUCAUUCUUUGAAUAUUGGGGAUUGCGUGCGCGUGGUCCCUGUUUGUACCACAAUUAUUUGCAACAUUCUAAUUCCUAUUUUCAUACUUUUUGUUAAAUAACGUUGGACCGAAAUCUUAAUCGGUGCCUGUAGCCAAAAUUGAGAGAGAGAGAGAGAGAGAUUUUGCCGGUGUAAUUCUAAUUGGCUCUAGUGUCGAGUUAAUAUCAACGAAGAGAAGUUGAUACUCGUUUUUCUGAUUUUAGAUUUAUAAAUACGUGUAGAAUAUAGAUAUGGCGGUUAUUGCGAAUGUACAGGAGGUCCGUGAGAUCACAAAGAUAGAGCGUAUUGGAGCCCAUUCUCAUAUUAGAGGUUUAGGGCUCAAUGAUAGUUUGGAACCUCGUCAUGUAUCUCAAGGUAUGGUUGGCCAGCUUAUGGCACGUCGCGCAGCUGGUGUUACUUUGGAGAUGAUCAAAGAUGGAAAAAUAGCAGGUCGUGCAAUACUAUUAGCUGGACAACCAGGUACAGGAAAGACAGCAAUUGCCAUGGGAAUGGCGCAGGCUUUGGGACCAGAUACCCCUUUCACAUCGAUGGCUGGUUCUGAGAUCUAUUCUCUGGAAAUGAGCAAAACAGAGGCUCUAACUCAGGCUAUCAGAAAAUCCAUUGGUGUGAGAAUUAAAGAAGAGACGGAGAUCAUAGAAGGCGAGGUGGUAGAGAUCCAAGUAGAUAGACCUGCAACUGGUGUUGGUGUCAAAGUUGGCAAACUAACACUGAAGACUACUGAGAUGGAGACUAUCUAUGACUUGGGAAAUAAAAUGAUUGACAGUUUGAUGAAAGAGAAAGUGCAAGCUGGCGACGUUAUAACAAUAGAUAAGGCCACAGGAAAGAUCAACAGACUCGGACGAUCCUUCACAAGGGCGCGAGACUAUGACGCUACCGGUUCACAAACGCGCUUUGUGCAAUGUCCCGAGGGGGAGCUACAGAAGCGUAAAGAAGUAGUCCAUACUGUAACUCUGCACGAGAUCGACGUGAUAAAUAGCAGAACUCACGGCUUCCUGGCGUUAUUUUCCGGUGAUACCGGCGAGAUCAAGUCGGAAGUACGGGAUCAGAUCAACGGCAAGGUCGCUGAAUGGCGGGAGGAGGGCAAGGCGGAGAUCGUACCGGGUGUACUUUUCAUCGACGAAGUACAUAUGCUGGACAUUGAGUGCUUUUCGUUCCUUAAUAGAGCGUUAGAGAACGAAAUGGCUCCUGUUGUAAUCAUGGCGACUAACAGAGGCAUCACGAGGAUCAGAGGGACAAAUUACAAGAGUCCUCACGGCAUUCCGAUCGAUCUGCUGGAUCGUAUGAUCAUCGUCCCAACCAGUCCAUACCAGGAGAAGGAACUGAAAGAAAUCCUGAAGAUAAGAUGCGAAGAGGAGGAUUGCGAGAUGGCGGAUGAUGCUCUGACCGUGCUAACGAGAAUCGCUCUGGAAACGUCCUUAAGAUACGCGAUUCAGUUGAUUACGACCGCUUCACUGGUCAGUCGCCGAAGGAAAAGCACAGAGGUCAGUAUCGAUGACGUGAAACGCGUCUACUCCUUAUUCAUCGAUGAAAACAGGUCCACGCAGUUUCUCAAGGAAUAUCAGGACGAUUUUAUGUUCAACGAAUUCUAUGAGUCUAUGGAUACCUCGCAAUAAUAAUACGUCGCGGUAGUGUUGGAAGAUUUUAUACCGCUCCGUCACAAUUCUCAUGUUUCCUAAUGUACUGUAAUGUAAUUAUGAUCUUACAUUAAAUAAUACAAGUUCAGUUAGGACAAAUAAUUUUCCCACUGAUCAUCGAAAUAACUGAAAAAUAAUUCCUUACACUACAGAUGUAAUUACUUGUUGUCCAAAUACAAACAGUAUUCUUUGAA